Messenger RNA from Suricata suricatta (meerkat), 2687 nucleotides. It is a transcript of the gene CNOT10, whose product is annotated as CCR4-NOT transcription complex subunit 10. Bases 19 to 2421 code for a protein of 800 amino acids. Gene Ontology annotation, biological process: mRNA catabolic process; negative regulation of translation. Gene Ontology annotation, cellular component: CCR4-NOT complex. Gene Ontology annotation, molecular function: protein binding. The record is from RefSeq and is a predicted model, not a curated record. The transcript is spliced from 19 exons. NCBI's taxonomy places the organism in Eukaryota, Metazoa, Chordata, Mammalia, Carnivora, Herpestidae.
ACAGUUGUUUGGUUCAAAAUGAAGCCUAUUGGCUUAAAGGGCGUCAAGGUUUGUGGGUCCAAGAGCUCUCUUUGCCCGGAGGGUCAGCCAUGUUCAUUAGGCCAGGGUAGGAGGAAAGUCAGGCUUCUGGACGAACGGCCGUAUACUCUUACAAUUGGCAACGGAGACUACUUUUGGGCAAAUAAAGACAUAUUGUGGGAUUAUGUGCAGAGUCUUUCUGAUCAGGGUGCGGAGAGGCACGAAGGGGCCAGUCAGCCGUCUGGGAUCACUGACCAGGAGAAGGAGCUGUCCACCAGCGCUCUCCAGGCGUUCACGGCUGGAAAUUAUGAUGCCUGUCUGCAACACCUUGCCUGCCUACAAGAAGUAAACAAAGAUGAUUACAAAAUAAUUUUGAAUAAAGCAGUGGCUGAGUUUUUUAAAAGUAACCAAAUGACAACAGACAGUUUGAGACAAACACUUAACCAACUGAAGAAUCAGGUCCACUCGGCCGUGGAGGAAAUGGACGGCCUCGAUGACGUGGAGAACAGCAUGCUGUACUACAAUCAGGCCGUCAUUCUGUAUCAUCUGCGACAGCACACGGAAGCCAUCGCGGUGGCCGAAAAGCUUUACCAGUUCAUAGAGCCUUUUGAAGAAAAAUUUGCCCAAGCAGUGUGUUUUUUGCUUGUAGACCUAUAUAUAUUAACCUAUCAAGCUGAGAAAGCUUUGCAUCUUCUUGCUGUCCUAGAAAAAAUGAUUUCACAGGGUAACAAUAACAAAAAUGGGAAGAAUGAGUCUGGUAACAACACCAACAAAGACGCAUCUAAUCAUAAAGCUGAGAGCGGAGCCCUAAUAGAAGCUGCGAAGUCCAAGAUCCAUCAGUAUAAAGUAAGGGCUUACAUCCAGAUGAAGUCCCUGAAAGCGUGCAAAAGGGAAAUCAAGUCCGUCAUGAACACAGCUGGAAACUCUGCACCUUCUCUGUUUCUUAAAAGCAAUUUUGAGUACUUAAGAGGCAAUUAUCGGAAAGCUGUGAAGCUGUUAAAUAGUUCAAACAUCGCUGAGCACCCGGGAUUCAUGAAAACAGGUGAAUGCUUGAGGUGCAUGUUCUGGAAUAAUCUGGGUUGCAUCCACUUUGCCAUGAGCAAGCACAAUUUGGGAAUUUUCUACUUUAAAAAGGCCCUGCAGGAGAAUGACCACGUGUGUGCACAGCUCAGUGCCGGCAGCACUGACCCAGGCAAAAAAUUCUCAGGGCGGCCCAUGUGCACGUUACUAGCCAACAAGAGGUACGAGCUGCUGCACAACUGUGGCAUCCAGCUCCUUCACAUCGGAAGGCCCCUGGCCGCCUUCGAGUGUCUGAUCGAAGCCGUGCAGGUCUACCACGCGAACCCGCGCCUCUGGCUCCGGCUGGCCGAGUGCUGCAUCGCGGCCAACAAGGGCACUGCUGAACAAGAAACUAAAGGCCUUCCGAGUAAGAAAGGAAUUGUACAGUCUAUUGUUGGCCAGGGCUACCAUCGGAAGAUAGUUCUGGCGUCACAGUCUAUACAGAACACUGUGUAUAACGAUGGACAGUCUUCAGCCAUUCCUGUAGCCAGCAUGGAGUUCGCAGCCAUCUGUCUCAGAAAUGCCUUGUUGCUCUUACCGGAGGAACAGCAAGACCCGAAGCUGGAAAAUGGGUCUAAAACUAGUAAUCAGUUAGGUGGGAGCGCGGAGAGCGGUGAGAGCAGCGAAACUUGCAGCAGUAAAAGCCAUGAUGGAGAUAAGUUCAUUCCAGCUCCACCAUCUUCUCCGUUGAGAAAACAGGAAUUAGAAAACUUAAAGUGCUCCAUCCUGGCCUGCAGUGCUUACGUGGCCCUGGCUCUAGGCGAUAACCUCAUGGCCUUGAAUCACGCCGAGAAACUUCUGCAGCAGCCCAAGCUGUCGGGAUCACUGAAGUUUCUGGGCCAUUUAUACGCUGCAGAAGCCCUCAUCUCUCUGGACAGAAUAUCUGAUGCCAUUACUCACCUGAACCCCGAGAAUGUCACUGAUGUUUCCUUGGGGAUCUCUUCAAAUGAACAGGACCAAGGAUCAGACAAAGGUGAAAAUGAAGCAAUGGAAUCCUCUGGGAAGCGGGCCCCUCAGUGCUACCCCAGUUCCGUCACCUCUGCCAGGACCGUGAUGCUGUUCAAUCUCGGCAGCGCCUACUGUCUGAGGAGUGAGUACGACAAAGCCCGGAAGUGUCUCCACCAGGCGGCCUCCAUGAUCCCCCCGAAGGAAGUGCCCCCCGAAGCUAUCUUGCUGGCGGUCUACCUUGAGCUGCAAAACGGGAACGCGCAGCUGGCCCUCCAGAUCAUCAAGAGGAGCCAGCUGCUCCCCGCCGUGAAGGCGCUGUCUGAGCCGAGGAAGAAGCCGGUGGUCCAGCCCGUCCAGCCCGUGCAGAUGCCGGCGUUCACUGCGCAGAGGAAGUGACGUGUUUGCUCAGAAAACUGUUACUUGAGACCCAGGGGAGUAUUUACGGGCCUUUUCGGUUGUACCACAGCAAAAUGAAUAAAAAACAGAUGGUGAAAGGUGCUAGUUUUGAAGACACAAUUUUGAAACGAUUCUAACCCCUGGGUGUUUGUUUUGCCAGAAGCUUACUUAAAAUAAAGGAUUCACAAACUCCUUUUCAUCUGUUUUUCUUUUAAGUUUUGUUAUGUAUCUGUAUCAUAGGCAAUUAAAACAUCUUCUUACCAGAA